Messenger RNA from Lontra canadensis (Northern American river otter), 2505 nucleotides. Its product is annotated as calcium-binding mitochondrial carrier protein Aralar1-like. Gene Ontology annotation, molecular function: L-glutamate transmembrane transporter activity; L-aspartate transmembrane transporter activity; calcium ion binding. The transcript has a single exon. NCBI's taxonomy places the organism in Eukaryota, Metazoa, Chordata, Mammalia, Carnivora, Mustelidae. The record is from RefSeq and is a predicted model, not a curated record. The coding region runs from base 123 to 2024 and encodes 633 amino acids. Gene Ontology annotation, biological process: aspartate transmembrane transport; malate-aspartate shuttle; L-glutamate transmembrane transport.
CGUCCCCGGCUUCCCAGCACAGCAUGGCGGUCAAGGUGUAAACAACCAAGAGAGGUGAUCCUCAUGAGUUAAGAAAUAUAUUCCUACAGUAUGCCAGUACUGAGGUCGAUGGAGAACAUUACAUGACCCCAGAAGACUUUGUGCAGCGUUAUCUUGGACUGUAUAAUGAUCCAAAUAGCAAUCCGAAGAUUGUGCAGCUCUUGGAAGGAGUAGCUGAUCAAACCAAGGAUGGGUUGAUCUCCUAUCAAGAGUUCUUGGCAUUUGAAUCUGUUUUAUGUGCUCCAGAUUCUAUGUUCAUAGGGGCUUUCCAAUUGUUUGACAAGAGUGGAAAUGGAGAGGUGACAUUUGAAAAUGUCAAAGAAAUAUUUGGACAAACUAUUAUUCAUCAUCAUAUCCCUUUUAACUGGGACUGUGAAUUUAUCCGACUGCAUUUUGGGCAUAAUCGGAAGAAGCAUCUUAACUACACAGAAUUCACACAGUUUCUCCAGGAGCUACAACUGGAACAUGCAAGACAAGCCUUUGCGCUGAAAGACAAAAGCAAAAGUGGCAUGAUUUCCGGUUUGGAUUUCAGUGACAUCAUGGUUACCAUUCGGUCUCACAUGCUUACUCCCUUCGUGGAGGAGAACUUAGUUUCAGCAGCUGGGGGAAGUAUAUCACAUCAGGUCAGCUUCUCCUACUUCAAUGCAUUUAACUCCUUACUGAACAACAUGGAGCUUGUUCGUAAGAUUUACAGCACUCUAGCCGGCACAAGGAAAGAUGUUGAAGUCACAAAAGAGGAAUUUGCGCAGAGUGCCAUACGCUAUGGACAGGUCACUCCACUAGAAAUUGAUAUCCUCUACCAACUUGCAGACUUAUAUAAUGCUACAGGGCGCUUGACUUUGGCAGAUAUUGAGAGAAUAGCCCCGUUGGCGGAGGGGGCCUUACCUUACAACCUGGCAGAACUUCAGAGACAGCAAUCUCAUGGUUUAGGCAGGCCUGUCUGGCUCCAGAUUGCCGAGUCUGCUUAUAGAUUCACUCUGGGCUCAGUUGCUGGAGCCGUGGGAGCCACCGCAGUAUACCCUAUAGAUCUGGUGAAAACCCGCAUGCAAAACCAGUGCGGCACUGGCUCUGUGGUUGGAGAGCUGAUGUACAAAAACAGCUUUGACUGUUUUAAGAAAGUCUUGUGCUACGAGGGCUUCUUUGGACUCUACCAGGGUCUGAUACCACAGCUUACAGGAGUUGCUCCAGAAAAGGCCAUUAAACUGACUGUUAAUGAUUUUGUCCGGGACAAAUUUACCAGAAGAGAUGGGUCCAUUCCACUUUUAGCAGAAAUCCUUGCUGGAGGUUGUGCUGGCGGCUCUCAAGUCAUCUUUACUAAUCCACUGGAGAUAGUAAAGAUUCGCCUGCAGGUAGCUGGAGAGAUCACCACAGGACCCAGGGUCAGUGCCCUGAAUGUACUCCGGGACCUGGGGCUUUUCGGUCUGUAUAAGGGUGCCAAAGCGUGUUUCCUCCGAGACAUUCCCUUCUCUGCAAUCUAUUUUCCUGUUUAUGCUCAUUGCAAACUGCUUCUGGCUGAUGAAAAUGGACACGUGGGAGGUGUGAAUCUCCUUGCAGCCGGAGCCAUGGCAGGUGUGCCUGCAGCUUCUCUGGUGACUCCCGCUGAUGUCAUCAAGACAAGACUGCAAGUGGCCGCCCGUGCAGGCCAGACGACAUACAGUGGCGUCAUUGACUGUUUCAGGAAGAUACUCCGGGAAGAGGGGCCCUCAGCAUUUUGGAAGGGGACUGCAGCUCGAGUGUUUCGAUCUUCUCCCCAGUUUGGUGUUACCUUGGUCUCCUAUGAACUUCUUCAGCGGUGGUUUUACGUUGAUUUUGGAGGCCUCAAACCCUCCGGCUCAGAACCAACACCUAAGUCACUCAUCGCAGACCUUCCUCCUGCCAAUCCCGACCACAUCGGUGGAUACAGACUUGCCACAGCCACUUUCGCUGGCAUUGAAAACAAGUGUGGCCUUUAUCUCCCCAAAUUUAAAUCUCCUAUGUUGCUGUAGUUCAGUCAAAGGCAGUGGCGGCAGCAGCUCAGUGAUGAGACAACUGUUGAGUGUGGCCAAAUGGUGCCCUGGAGAGAGAAGCCUAGAAGAGCAGCCCUGCAAUGUGUCCAGUCAGUUGCAUGGUGCUGACUGAGCUGAGGAGUCAAACUCUUCUUUCUAUAUGACAUAUACAUAUAUUUGUUUAUAAAGUAAUCAUUUGCCCAGGAAAAAGCAACAACGCAGUUUCGAGCUUUAGUGUUAAGUGUUGAAAUGUUUUCUAAGCCUUGGCAUGAAUUAGUGUUCUAGACUGCUUUGCACAGCUUGCACUUAUAGUGACUGUACAUAUUGUACAUCUUUGUACAGAGACAUCUUGGCACCUCAUCCCAACAAAUCACGUUUAUAGAAUGUACUGCGGUUCUAAGUGGCUUGAAAUGUACAGAAUGUUUUGAAAGUGUUUUAUUAAGAGUCACACAAAAAUAAAUGUAUUAAAAUUAAAAAAAAA